GCUUCCGGUGUAACCCGGAUGUAGCUGAGGCCAAGCGAAGGAAGCUCGCUGUGUGCGGAUCAGGACUAGCCCUCCGCUCCGCUGCCAAUAAUGCCUCUUUGUGGUUUUUGCGCGUUGAUUCCGGACGUGCUCGCGUUCACGUAACUCCCAGCCGUCGCCCCGCAUCUCCACGCAAAGCCAAAGCGCAUCUCCGGAACAUGUGUUGCCCUCCUGCCUUACUCAUUUGGCAGUCAUGAUGGACACCCAAAAAGCCUUAACGCUUCCAUUUACGGUCAACAGGAAUAAGCUGGUGGCGUAUGUACGGUAAAGAAGCCACGUGAUAUCUUAGUAUCAUCUCUGAGAGGAAAAUGCGUGUCUAUUUGAGGUGCAGCAAAUGGAGAAGAUGGAUAACCAACUCAGAAUCCCCAUGAUAUGUCACUCAUCAGAGUUUGGAAAGCUAGAAAGACAGGUGUCCUGGGCAGCAAUUCCCGGUUGCAAACUCCAAAAAUCGGAUUUAAAGUUGAAGGGGCAAUCCGAGCCGUUUGAUCGCAAUCAUGCCACCCUGGCUAAAUGGGGGAUGUCCCGGAGGAGGCUUUGCCUUGUGCUGACAGACGUAUUGAAGACCGACGUCGGCAAAUCUUUCCUGGACAAGCGACAGGCUCGCGCCUGCGGGAAAAAAGUGCCAACAACGAGCGAGAGGAGCCUCUGCAAGAAGGAAGCAGUCAGCUGCCGAGGCCAGAAGCCCCCCAAGAACGAGACCGCGGUGCUGAAAAGUGUUAAGAGGAGCACGCCCUCAUCCCUACAAAGAUUGAGCCUCAGGAAGAGGUUACAUUAUGUCGACGAUGGAGAGGAAAGAAAAGAUCUGCAGCCACCACAUGAGGAGGACUACAGAGUCGUAGACUGCGGCUUGUCAGUGAGCUGGAAGCCGGCGGAGGAUGCCGGAGACGCUGAUGAGUUUUCCCCGACGCGCAUGAAGGACGUCGGGACACAAGAGAAACAUUGUCUGAAGAAGAGAAAAAAAUUGGGCAGAAGGAGCAGGUGCAACGGAACAAGCGGGCCAAAACGCCAGCGAGAAAGCGUGCUUCGCCUCACGGGGGAAAGCAAAAGAGACGGAGGACUGGCGCCGCCUAGUCUGGUCGAACCCGGAGAAGACUGCGAUGCCGACGACACGGACGGCGAACUGGUCCAGUUCGGGAGAGCAGCUCGUCUAGUCCCGGUCGCCAAUAGCAAUUAUUCGGAGGCGGCGGACGUCGCCGGAAGUCCCGGUCGCAUCCGCUCGCCCGCGCAGGAGGACGCAUCCCAGGCCGUUCCGGGAGAGCCGAUUGUGUUAUCCAGUGAUGAAGAGGAGGGGGGUGACUUCAUCCAACGUCGUGUUUGCACGGUGUUCCCGAUGGGAGAUGCCGGCGCCGGGCACCGCGGGCCGCAGGACACGCAGGAAAUUGCGCCGAAAGAACUUGGCAGCCCUGACCUGAAGAAUGUUGAGGUGUUGCACGUGGUUGUCGGCGAGCGGGGGUCAACCUCUUCCGUCCCGAAAAUCGACUGCUCCGUCCUGGGUGUGGCCUUCACCUCCUUCUUCUGUGGAGGCUACCAAGGGGACGCAAAUGGAAACCUUGUGAUCGUGAACCAAAAAAUCAUCAUACCACUGAAAGACUCAGACCAGGAGUCGGAUGUGACGUUGACCUUGGAGCGUACGGAGCUGAGGAGGUACAGCAUUUGGGAACCGGAAGACCUGGAGUCCAGGGGGCUCUGCUGGGCGUCCGACGUGGAACCUUGCACCGUCCUUUUGUUUUGCGUGACCCAAAGAGCCGCGGUGGCCAUCCACAGGGAUCUCCUCCACAUGUCCGCCCAACACGGCGCAUUGCCCGACACCGGAAAUCCCAGCCCCUUCCUCACGCUGACUCUCAAGGACCCUCUGGUGGGGACGAAGGGGGUUGUGUUGCGCUCUCUCCUGGAAAUCGAUUGUCUCAACUCUCUGACAAGCGAAAACCACGAGGACCCGCUCGAUCUGAAGGACUUCAUCAGUCCGGAUCUUUCACUGGAUGAAAGUCUGGAGCUGAUCAGAUCGACCGACCGAGACCCUUUCUUGCUCCAAAGGCUCGGCCUGGACGCCGACGAGCCGGACCGAUGGAGUUCCACCUCCGAUUCCGACGUGGAUGCGCUGAACGCAGGGGCGGAGCGUGCGUUGCUGCUAGACAUGUGCGAGCUGGAGUCCCUCUUCGACCUUGACCAGGGAACGACGACCGAACAGGAACAGGAACAAGAGGAAGUUGCUGAGGACGCUGGAAUGCAACACAGUCCGGGGGAGGAGCCAAGUAAUCAAGAGGAGGACGAACACGCAGACACGCCUCUGUACACGCUUUGUCGGCGAAGAACGGCAGGGAAGUACACGGUGACCAUGUGUCAACCAGACUCCAAUUGGGUCAAAUACAAACAUCAAGGCCUGGCCCACCGGUUGAUCCAGUUUCCUCCCCCGCCACUCAAAGGUGGAAUCACGGUGACAAUGGAAGACCUGCAGUGUCUGGACAGCGGCCAGUACCUCAAUGACGUCAUCAUCGACUUUUACCUCAAAUACCUCCUCCACAACUCGCCGCGGGCCGUCGUCGAGCGCUCGCACAUCUUCAGCAGCUUCUUCUACAAGCAGCUCACUCGCAGAGACAACGCCAGCGAAGGCAACGCCACAGAAUCCUGUCAGAGGCAGAAGCGGCACCAGCGAGUGAAGACGUGGACGCGGCACGUGGACAUCUUCAAAAAGGACUUCCUGUUUGUUCCGGUCAAUCAGGAGGCUCACUGGUAUCUGGUGGUCAUCUGCUUUCCCGGACUGGAGGAGUCCACGUCGGAGCCCCGGACAGAAGGUCACCACAACGGGACGGACGAGCCGCCCGAGCAAGAGCAACCCGGAAGCUCCGGCGAAGCCGCGGCGCCGCCCAAGUUGAACCGCAGCGACAGCGCGGACGCGUCUUCGGGAAAAGAGCCAACUAAAGCCUCUCAUACUCAAGUGUACUGCACAGAGAAAACCUGCCAUCGAAACGUCGUGUCAAAGAGGCCUUGCAUUCUCGUCAUGGACUCGCUGAAACUGUCUCUCCACGAGCGGAUCUUUAAAGUGUUACGAGAGUACCUCCAGUCGGAGUGGGAAGCGCGUCGCGGAUCGUGGCGCGACUUUGGUCCCGACCAGAUGAAAAGUUCCCACUGUCAGGUUCCUCUGCAGGACAACAGCAGCGACUGCGGUCUCUACCUCCUGCAGUAUGUGGAGAGCUUCCUCAAGGACCCCGUGGUGCACUUCGAUCUGCCGCUGCACUUGCAACGCUGGUUCCCGCGGCGGCAAGUGCGCCGGAAGCGAGAGGAAAUCCGCGAUCUGGUGCUGCAGCUCUACCGACAGCAGAAGAUGAGCAAAAAGUGAAUCGGCACCGCUCAUACUGAGCGACACACAUUUCUGCCCGAACUCAAAUCACGGUCGGUCAGAGUGGACGACGCGGGCCACGGCCAGCUACUUUUAAAAACUGAAAUGUACAUUUUUUUUUUUUGGUUUCGUUCUCCUUCCUCCAUCCGAGUUAUUUUUUAAAAGACUGUUAUUAUAUUAUUUGCAGGUUAUUUUUGAUAAUUAUGAUGCCCUUUAUUUAAUUUCUACACAAACCUGUCAAACAAAAAACUGUGCCCAGAAGUGGAAUCAAUUUCCAAAUGUAGUUUGUGUAUUAUAAAUCGUUCUGAUUGGAAUUCAAUCGGGCUGCGGAUAUUUUCAUUGAUUCGGACAGCACACUUGGCUUACAAGGCUCGAGUUGAUUAGUGAAGCCACACUGAACAACAACAAAAAAAAAACCAAAGUACAGUGAGGGUUUUGCGUAGCUGGCAAAUGUGCAAAACGGGACAAAAUACGGCUCGAAAAUCUACCAAAGAUGAUUUCUUUUAUUAUUAUUUUUUUUUGAUGGCACGCUACGUUGUGGCAAAAGGAAAAGAAGGCGUCGUUUGCGUUUGCAUACAUAAACAUGGAAACAAACAAUGUCAGAAAUGGCGACUUUUAAAGCCUGUUGGGGUGCAAAGCGCCGUGACGUCGGGACGUCGUCGGCGCUUUUUUCUGGUCCGCCUAUUUGUGGGCAGCGUCCCAUUUUUGGGACAUCAUGAUUUUCACGCAUUAUAUCCUUCAGUAUAUCAAAAUAUUUAAGUGUUUUAUUCUGAUUCUUGUUUUUAGGACCAUCUACUAAGAAAACCCAAGUACCCUCUCGCGGGCGGCGUCCCAUUUUUGUGAUGAGAUUAUAAAUUAGUUAUCAUAAUUUAACCACAAAUGAAAAAGAGAUGUUAUUGCCUUAAUUGUGGCCUGUUAGGAGACUUUUAUCUCAAUAAGGCAAAAAAAAAUU
Molecule: messenger RNA, 4328 nt
Organism: Syngnathoides biaculeatus (alligator pipefish)
Lineage: Eukaryota; Metazoa; Chordata; Actinopteri; Syngnathiformes; Syngnathidae
Gene: senp7
Product: SUMO specific peptidase 7
Exons: 24
Coding region: 374-3376 (1000 amino acids)
Biological process (GO): protein desumoylation
Cellular component (GO): nucleus; cytoplasm
Molecular function (GO): SUMO-specific endopeptidase activity
Source: RefSeq, a predicted model, not a curated record